UUUUUUUUUUUUUUUAAAUUCAUAACCCAUUUAAUUUACAAAAAAAAAAAAAAAAUACAAAUUUAUGUAAAUUGAUUAUUCAAAAAUAAAAACAACAAUAAAAUAAAAUAAAAUAUAUUGGAAAGAAAUAAAUGUACUGCCAUCUUUCAAAAUCCCUCAAGGAGAAUGUUUUAAAUAGAAAUUUCAAUGGAUAAGUUAUUCUUCUUGGAUAAUAUAUUAAAAUAAUAUAUAAAAAUUGAAUUCUUUUCCACAAGGGCAGUUAUAAAUUUUUAUCCCACUUAUGGUAUUGGGGAUGUAGAAAAAAACAAAUAGUAUUUUAGAAAAAUUUGAAUAGAAAUUAGAAAAAUAUUCUAAAUUUAUGGUAUUUGGUGAUAAUGAAGUAGGAAUACUCUUUGCUAUAAAAAACAAUAAAUUUUAAAACUUACAUUAAAAUUGUUUUUCCAAAAUAAAAUUUUAACAUAAGAAUUUGAGAAUUUUUUUCUAUAGUCUCAAAUUAUUUUUAUUACUACCAUCCAAAACUAAGGUCUCUUUCCAUAUUAAUACAUUAAAAAACAUAUUUAUUGACUUAGAAGGUGUUUUUUAUUUUUUAUUUUUAUUUUAAUUUCUUAUUGAAAAUAGUUUCUUUUCAAAUUUUAGAUGUCUAUUCAUAAAUUUUUAUUUAACUCAUUAUUUAUUCUUAAAUAUUUUGUAUUAAAUUAAAAAAGUAACAUUUUUAAACCCACAAAAAAAAAAAAAAAAAUUCUCAACCUCGAACCCUUUUUAUUAUCACAAAUCUUCUUAUUCUUAUCACCUUUCUCUUCUAUCACUUCAUCUUUUUAGACUACUUCAACUUCAACAACUUUUAAAAUAAUUUUUAUUAUUUUAAAUUUUUUAUAAAUAUAAUUGUUUUGAGAACCGGAUCAAGUAUUGAAUUGAAAAGUUACCGAUUCACAGUUUACUAAGGUCGAAUCGUGGUUGAUAAAUUAUAUUUUAUUAAAAUAAAAAAUAAUUUUAAAAUAUAUAUAAUUAAAAAUGAAUAAUAUUUAUGAUAUUAUUUAUUCAUUUUUAUAUAAAUGUAUUAAUAUUUUGAAUUUAUUAAACAAAAUAUAUAUAAUAUUUAAAUAUGAAAAUAUAUUGAAAAUGAAAAAAAAAUUAUGUGAUUUUUAUAUAUAAAAAUUAUUUUUUGAAAUAAAUCCUGGGGCGGGGGUGGUGGUGGUUGUUGCAGUUGCAGUUAAAUUAUUUUUUUAAUGCAUUAAAAUGUUUGUUUUUAGGAUAUAAAAAACAAACAAGUUAAUAUUAAUUAUUCUUUAAUUUUAAGCUAAAUUAAGUUUUAUUUAGAAUUAAGAUAAAAAACAAAAAAAACAUGACAAGUAAAAAAGGAAAAAGAAAAACAUUUUUGGAAGAAAACCUUGAGGUGGACCCACCAAAAUGCCUAGAUAUAAAAAAAGAAUAAGGAAUCAAAAAUCAUAUGCAUUGGAAGAAACAAGAAAAAAAAAAAAAAGAUGUUUGAAUCUGAGGGUUCUCCUGCAUAUGUUGGGAGGAGCUGGCACAAAUACUUCCAGUAUCAAGAAGGCAGGGAUUCCCCCAGCGAAGCCCGCAACGUUCUGCUGAUAAUCUUCGGUCUGAUAGCUACCGUCACAUUUCAAGCGGGCGUGAACCCGCCGGGCGGUGUUUGGCAAGAUAACGACAAUGGGCAUGUGCCAGGAACUGCUAUUUAUGCUUCCCAAAAGGCAACCUUCUAUCUUUUCUUGAUUUUUAACACUAUGGCUCUUUCUACUUCGCUUCUCCUGGUUUUAUAUCUCACCCACAGGUUCCCUUUCUAUGUGGAAAUCUGGGUUGCUAUUAUGGGAAUGGGCGUUACUUAUGGUUCUGCAAUUUUUGCUGUUACGCCUGGGCAUUCUGUGCGUUUUCGCUAUGUGAUGCUUGCCGCUGUCGUGCCAUGGCUGCUAAGGCUUUUGCUUCAGUUGUUCUGAAGUUUCAAAGCAAAGCUUUGUAAGUACUUUUUGAUAGAAACCAUGAUUUACGCAGCGGAAACAAAUCAUGAUGAAACAAGCAUGGAGGCAAGCCAAAACCAUAGGUAAAAGACUGACCUUUUUCUAUGCUGAAAACGCCCACAAUCUCCUACAAUCUUCUGCCGUUUACCUUAUCAAUUUCCGGACUAUGAUUUCUGAGUAGGUAGAAAAAACAAUAGCUAGGGUUUUCUGCUCUCUUUUCUGUUUCUAAUAUAUCUUUCUUCGAUGGGAAGAAGACCGUUUUCUUAGAAACUCUUGAGCGUAUAUUUUGCAACAUCUCCCUUAAAAUGCUCAUUUUAAAUAAAUUAGAUUAUCUAUUUUUAAUUAAAUAAAAUUUAAUUAAAAACUAAUCUAUCAUUUAUUUAAAACACAUAAUUCAUGUAUAGUCCAAACAAUUAAGGCACAGUAGGGACCGUAGGAAUAAAAUUAACAGGGCUACUAAUUAUAAUAAGAAUUCAUACAGGACCAGUAUAUUCUCAUUAUAAUUAAUCACAAAUUAUACCACUAAAAAUUCAUGAUUGAACUCCUUAUUAAUCUUACAAUUCCAUUACAUAAUAAUUUAUGUUUCCCACGUUAAGAUUACAGAUGCUAUUUACAUCAAACAAAUUACUGACAAUUUAUUUGAGUAACAAUAGAUCUUCAAGAUUGUCGCUUAACUUAAUUCAUGUGUCGGAUAAAAAUCCACCUGCAGGGUUUACACUAUGAAACCUUAUAAGCUUACUUAAAGUGCAUCAUCAAUCUCUAUACCGAGACGUGGAUUCAAUCAUUAUUUAAUACAUCGCAAACAUAAAGCGUCUUUGUCCAACUCAUCGAGUCUUAUCGCUCCAAUAAAUGAAACUCACUCUUUAAUGAAUCAAAACACAAGACAUUUUAUAUUUGCUCAUAUUAAUUAAAUCAUGAUUAAAAACAUAAAUCUUAUUUCUAAUGUCCUAGAGAAUAUGUUUUAAUAGUCAGUACAAAACAUCCAUUCUCUACUUGGUCCAGUUAGUUAUAUAUAAAAUAUACUAAUACAAUUAUUAUUAAAUUAUGCCGAAAGAUUAAUUUAUCUAAUGCAAAUCUCCAAUUAAAUACAAAGAAAUAAUUGUUUAUAGAAUGACAUCAUAAUAACAUACUAUUAAAUUCACGCUUAUGCAUGGUUAAUAGUAUAUCUCUAUCACUUUUACACGAGAUGCUCAUUCUUAUUGCGAUCAAAUCUUCUGUCAUAAUAAUGUCUGUUCAUCAUUCAUUAUUCAGAAUUCAAUCAGUAGAUCUGGAUUUUCUAGCUUUGAUACUUCAAA
Molecule: messenger RNA, 3268 nt
Organism: Vitis vinifera (wine grape)
Lineage: Eukaryota; Viridiplantae; Streptophyta; Magnoliopsida; Vitales; Vitaceae
Exons: 1
Coding region: 1482-1952 (156 amino acids)
Source: RefSeq, a predicted model, not a curated record